Molecule: messenger RNA, 504 nt
Organism: Selaginella moellendorffii
Lineage: Eukaryota; Viridiplantae; Streptophyta; Lycopodiopsida; Selaginellales; Selaginellaceae
Exons: 2
Coding region: 49-438 (129 amino acids)
Source: RefSeq, a predicted model, not a curated record
UGGGGACAUCCUGGCUCGGGCGUUUUCCUUUGGAGGCGGCGCCUCCAAAUGGGACUCGUGGGUAAUUUGCAAGAGGAGGCUGCCGCGCUGGUGGAGGUACUCGGCGAGCGCCUCUACCAGGCUACCGUGGCGGCCUCCACAAAUGUCCAAAAAUCUAAAGAAGCCUGCUCUUUUGUUGUUCUUACAAGGUCUCUCUUCUCCAAGUCCAAGAAAAUGGAUCUCUACUCCACGAUGAAGUGCUGGGGAUUCAAGCCAAAUGCCUUGAAGGCUUGUGCCGCUCUGGCAGCUCUCUCUCGAGGAUGGAUUGCUUGGAUCGGGCCAACGGCAGUGUAUUGGACCAAACCUCUUCGUCUCGUAGAAAUGUCCCAAGUUGGUGAUGGGGAGCGGCUCUCGAGGCUUUGUGAGAACUUUCACCGCCGCUUGCACGCGAGAAGAUGAAACUGAAAUCGAGGGGGUCUCAGCAUGAAAACUUAAUAAUUUAUUAAAUAAUUAGGUUUAAUAAUA